AUGGGAAGUGCAGGGACGAUCAGAGUGUCUAAUCUGCAUCCAAAAAUUAGAUUUAAGGAUGUGCUGGAGCUAUUCGAGGUGUUUGGAUGUAUAACACGCUUCUGUGUGGAUGGCGAUGCGUUUCUGUUGAGGUUCGAUGCGUUUCCAGAUGCAUGCCUGCUGAUGAACAGUUUCCCGCUUGCUCACAGAAGGAUAGUUGUUCAAGCAUGCGAUCAAGACUGCCAAGACAGCAUCUGCGAUGGAAAUACAGUUGUUUUUACGGAUGAUAUUGGGUUAGAUGACGUACGCGAUGAGUGCUGUAUGUUUGGAGAAGUGGCUGAGGUUGUGAAGAGGGAUGACGGAAUACAUGUUGUCUGUAAGAGUGCUAUAGAUGCAAGGAAUGUGUUUAUGAACAUGUAUGGGAGAUACUACAAUGAUGAGAGAAUCAGGUGCAGGGUAGUAUCAGAGAAAAAUGGCAAUCAAUAA
Molecule: messenger RNA, 465 nt
Organism: Ordospora pajunii
Lineage: Eukaryota; Fungi; Microsporidia; Ordosporidae
Exons: 1
Coding region: 1-465 (154 amino acids)
Molecular function (GO): nucleic acid binding
Source: RefSeq, a predicted model, not a curated record